Zeugodacus cucurbitae (melon fly) is the source of this 1597-nucleotide messenger RNA. RefSeq lists its product as uncharacterized. The record is from RefSeq and is a predicted model, not a curated record. Gene Ontology annotation, biological process: double-strand break repair via nonhomologous end joining. Bases 115 to 1524 code for a protein of 469 amino acids. Gene Ontology annotation, molecular function: DNA end binding. Gene Ontology annotation, cellular component: DNA ligase IV complex. Lineage: Eukaryota; Metazoa; Arthropoda; Insecta; Diptera; Tephritidae. The transcript has 5 exons.
UGUUUGUGAUGAUUAAUUUAUAAACUGACUUAUCUAAACGAAAUACUAUGCAUGGCAUAAUUAGUUGUUAAAUUUGUUAAAAUAUAAUUUUGUUACCAUUUAUGAGUGUUUAGUAUGUUAAAAGAAUUGAGUGUUGGAGAUAUAACUUAUUUUUAUGAUUGCAAUGUGAAAGGUGAUGUUAUAGAAUACUUGUUAUAUGAUUCCAAUGAAACCUGGAUAGCAACAAAGACUAAAGACGAGGUGCUGCAGACCGUACAGCUACUGAAUAAACGCAUAAAGCAUGAUGUGGCAAUUGCAUUUGAUACCUUACAAAAUACGCUGCCGGACUCAGCUACUUGGGUUGAAAAUGAUAAACCCCCGGAGGCAAGCAAUGCACGUGAGCGUGCCUUAAAACUCAAAUAUCGUGUUAAGGGAUUUCCAUUCCAUUUUGAAUGGCGUUUAAAGCAACACAAUGAUUCAAGCACCAUCCAACUACCUAUCAACCAAGUUGCGAGUUUAGUAGAUGUAUUACCAGCAACAAUCGAAGAGCUAUUGGGGAUAUUGCAAAGCAAAGAACAGGAAAUAAAUCAGUACCGAAGAGAAUUUGGCAGUUUGAGAAGAUCCACUUUAGCAACGACAAAAUUUGAUGUGGAGACGUUUCGUGAGCAAUAUGCAGAUGCUGACAUGAAUGUAAAGACUUUGCAAAGAAUUGUUGCUCGUUGGCGGUCAGUGCAUGGAGAAGAGGAGUCUACAGCCGUAGUGGAUAGUUCACCCAGCAGUAAAGGCAGUCCGUCGAUUGUAAUAAAGAAAGAAGAACCGGGUACAAGUUCCACGAGUGUGAGAAAAACUGUGCAAGAAAGUCCUAGAAGCAGGAAACGUAAAGCGUUGCAUAAUUAUAAAACGCAAAUGAUGCGCUCGCUGCAAUCUGCCAAGAAGGAGUUGGAAUAUGAAAGUCAGAGUCAAAGUGAAAGCCAAUCGCUUAGCGAUAGCGAGCCAAUAAUUGGAAAUGAAGUGAAAAAAGUGCGUGAAAAUGUCGAAGUUCUGGAAAAUGUAAUUGCCAAGGAAGUGACAAUAGCGCAAAGCGUAGUGAAGAGUGUAAACACGCCAAGUGGUAGAGUAACGCGUAAUUCUUCGCCAAAAACGCCGACAAAUCCAAUUGUUGCAGAUAGCAAUAAGUCUACGAAGGAGGUAGCAAGUAAUGCCAAAAAAUCGUCGCCACGCAUUGGAAAUCGUCCCCACACACGUCAAAAUAGACGCGUAAGUCCAAAAAGUGAUUCAAAUACAAAUGAGUUGGCACUCAAGGAAGACACUGGUGAAAGUGUGCUGCAUGCAAUUGUUGCGCCGGCGAAAAUUGCCACUACAACUAAAACAAUAACUCCAAACAAUAAUAAUUUGAAUGUGAAACAUAAAAUUAUAAACAAUGCAAGGAAUUUGGUGAAACCACAGUUUGCUGAGCAGCUGGAAGUGACUAAAAAUGAUUUGAGCACUUAUGUGGACUCGAUGCUGAGUCAAUUAGCCGCCAUAGAUAAGGAAUUGUGUGGAUGAUAGACAUACACUUUUCAUAUAUUUAUAGCACAAAAAUAAAAGUAAAAAAAAAAUUAAUAAAGAAAUAUAAAUU